AUGGACUGGCCUUCUCAAACACUCGACUACCGCUACGCCAAGUACACAGUCACCAAGGUGCUUGGCAGCCAUAACUACCAACUAGAUUCACCUGGAAUUCAUGUUUUCCAUACGAACCUGCUCCGACCAGCUGCCGAAGGCCCGUUCCCCUCACAGAAGAUUCUCACCUGGCAGCCGCCUGGCAUCAUCAAAGAGGAUAAUUUUAAGGGGCUGCUCCUUACCCUUCCUGUUAUUCAGACUCUGCCUUUGUAUAAGCCUCCGCCAUCCUCUAUGGGACAUGAAGAUGCCUCUGCAGGCGCCCAUACAUGGCUUCAAGAACUCCUUCAACAGCAGGUUUCUCGAGAUGAAGCCUUCCGUAUCGAACUGCAAGACCUGAGAACUCAGCUGGUCGCUGCUGCUACAGCACUUCCUCUCACAAUCUUGACACCAAGCGCCCGAAAGGGUAGCUCACCCCACUUGAGACCUUUGAUGGGACUGACCUCGUCCGAUAUCCCGCCUGGCGACUCGAACGCCAGAGCCAAGCUCCGUGUAGAUGGCGAAGCCAUUGAUUCUCUUGAUGGCCAGGUCUGGUAUGGGUUUGGCCUCCUCCGCGGUGAUGCUGCAACCAAGUUCCAUCCAUGGAUGGACGCAAAUAGUACUACCUCUCUUAAUCCAGGCAUCAUCUUUGCCCAGCCGGAUAUACUCUUUUCUGGCCCCGCCCUUGCUGCAAAAGCUUUUGGCUGGCUUCAAAAUACCAGUCAAUGCAGUCUUUCCUUUGUAAUCUUUCUUCCAACCUUGGACCAGAAGACCCUAGAAGCUGAAGGACAGUUUUGA
Messenger RNA from Paracoccidioides brasiliensis Pb18, 813 nucleotides. RefSeq lists its product as uncharacterized. The transcript is spliced from 3 exons. The record is from RefSeq and is a predicted model, not a curated record. Bases 1 to 813 code for a protein of 270 amino acids.